GUUUCGAAAUUUUCUGUAUGUUGCGAUAGAUCGUCGAAGAAGUGUGAACACACAUCGGUUUGUGCUCGCGGAAAGACGUUUUUUCCUGGUGAAAACGCGCUCAAGAUUAGCCGAAAAGUGUUGUCCGUGGUAGCGGGGAAGGUGUACGUAUUGUGUGUGGUAUUUUUCCCCCACGGGCAGCCCGAUUAGGUGGAUUAAAGUUGGAUUUUUCGCACUCAGCCUCCAUUAGCAAAGGAGUUUUCUUGCUGACAUUUUUUUCGCUCACCCUCCCUCGCGUUCACACUGCUGCAGGCUGGGAGUGUGUUGGUGUGAGUGUAGUGGAUCGGAUUAUUUUUCUCGCUGAGCUCGCGUGGUGGUAGUAGUUGCGUCAGUUUGCAUCGCAUCAGCAGCGACAGCGGCCACCUCGCGUGUCGCGCUUUCCCACGCCGCCUGUUUAUAUGCGUGCGUAUGUGUAUUUUACCUCGUUCAGUGUUGCGUAUCGCGAUCGCGCGUUUCAUUCAAAAACUGCAUACAUUCGUUGAUUGAUCCGCGCCAGUGUGUUGGUGUUUGAGAAUAUAGUGUUCGUAGUUGGUGCCGUUUUCUCUUUCCUACGUGCGGGACAAAAGAAGAGCACCGCAAUCAGCAAUCCAUCGUUCAUCAAUCGAAAAGUGCGGUGUCCCGUUUUCCCUUCGUCCUUCAUCAUCGCUUCGACCGUUUCUCGCGCCGAGUGGUUCCUUUUUGGCGACUCAUCAUUUCCUCCCCGUGUGUCGUCUUCCGUGCCCCGCAUGGAAACAGCUAAUUGACUUUUGAAAACGCCACAGCAACGUCACAGGAUCGAUCGGCAGUGUGGGGAGUGACGGUGAUUGAAUUUAAUUCCAACUGUGGGUGCAAAAGUAAGAAAACCGAAAACCAGCAAAAGGAUUUUGAUUUUUUUUGGCGCUGAUGACGUGCGCAAGGAUUGAAUUCCAGCAAGUUCCGUAGCAGUGCGGUUGUUUGCAACUAAUAUUGGCCACGGAAACAAAACUACGCUGGUGGAACCUGGCUGCCACGAUGUCUGUGCAGCAGUACUGUCUGCGUUGGAACAAUCACCAGCCGAACUUUAUCUCCGUCUUUUCCACCCUUUUGCACAAUGAAAGCCUGGUUGAUGUCACACUGGCCGCAGAAGGCCGACAGCUGCAGGCCCAUAAAGUGGUGCUGUCGGCGUGCAGUUCCUAUUUUCAGUCCUUAUUUACCGCGAACCCCUGUCAGCAUCCGAUCGUGAUAUUGAAGGAUGUGCAGUACAACGACCUGAAAACGAUGGUAGAUUUCAUGUACUACGGGGAAGUGAACGUGUCCACCGAGCAGCUGCCCCAGGUGCUAAAGACAGCCGAAAUGCUGAAAAUUAAAGGUCUGGCGGAAAUGCCGGAUGCGUCGGCCGUAUGUAAAGCCGAUCCUGGCAAACUAGAGCAUCCGGAUCUGAUAGGUGCCGGGCUAGGUCCGGGUGGUCAGGGUGGCCCGGAAUCGAUAUGGGGCAGCGCGGAAUCUCAGCAGCAGCAGGCAGCUGCCCAGCAGCAAACUCAGCAACAGCAAUACCACCAGCAGCUUCAGGCUCAACAGCCGCAGUUGCGAAGGACGCCCUCCCCCACCACCAACAUGUCACCGGCCGCAAGGCGGAAGAGACUGAGAAAAACGUCGACCGGCUCGGGAUCGCUCUCUACUGAACGCAUCCAGCAACAGCAGCAUCAUCAGCAGCACCAACAACAGCAGCAGCAGCAGGAUGAACAUAGUACCAAUAACGACGGGACGAUGAACAUCGUCCCUCAUCUGCACAUACAGCAACAGGUUGAUAACAUAUCGUAUAGUACCAGCCAUAGUGCGCUGGCAUCGUUAGCCGGGGCUGCCGGUGGAAACGGAAACAAUAUCCGAAUAAUCAAAGAAAGCCCCAGCUCCGACGUGGAUCAGCAGCAGCACGAAUCAUCGCAGGAAAGUGUAGAUGAGACGGGACACCAUAUUUCUAGCAUCAUUAAAACGGAAGAUCUAAGUGGUGUGACGCAAACGAUACCGAUGGACAUUUCCGCGUCGGCGACCAGUGUGGCGUCGGUUAAUAUCCCCCAAUCGCAAUCUCAGCACAGUGGUGGGCAAUGGACGGUAAUCGAUACGAAUUAUUCGAGGUUCGGUAUCGCGUCGUGUCAGACAAACUUGGGUCUCCAGCAGCAUCAAGCGCAAGCUCAGGCACAGCAGCACGCCGCCGCCCAACAACACCAUCAUCAGCAGCAGCAAGCGGCUCAGGCUGCGGCGGCAGCUAGUCAGCAGGCCCAGGCACAACAGCAGGCAGCUGCUGCAGCAGCGGCCCAGCAUCAUCAAGCACAUCAACAGCAACAGAGUGAUAAUCAGUCGCUGAACAAUGCCGGCAACAGUGGCAACAACAACAGCAACAGUAGUAAUCCGUUGUCCAAUGCGUCAACGACUAACUCGAAUGCACCGACGCCGCAACCAACGACGCCAGUACAAAUCUACCAGCAUCCGUUCUCACCGCAGAUUAUUUCGGUCAAUCCGAACAAUAUGGUUAAUAGCUAUAGCUCGUCAAACAUUUCAACGCCUACGUCUCCGCAGGGUGGUAACGAAUCGGCAGCGGCCGCGAUGGUGCACAGUGUUUACAGCCAAGCUACCAAUCCAAAUCAGUCUCCGAUUGGAACGACAAGCGCGAGCGGGACGACGACAAUCCAGCCAGUCAAGCGGAAACGUUCCGUCAAUCCACAGGGCGAUGAAAAUUUCCUACGAGCGCUUGAAGCGGUCCGAUUUGGCGGCAUUGGUUUUUGCAAAGCUGCUCGACUCUACGGUGUAAAUAAUCGGACGCUGUGGUUAGAGUAUAAAAAACGUGGCUAUCCAAUCAGUCGACCCAGUAUAAAAAGUCGAAUAAAGUUGGAACCGAACAUUUCGCCACCUCCUUCUACAACGCCAACCGGUGACGAAAAUGCGUCCAUGGAGCACUACGAUACAUCGUUAUCGUCGCCUGCGUUGAAUAUGUCUCUACAGCAGCAUCAGCAGCAGCAACAGCAGCAACAACAGGCACAGCAACAAGUACAGGUGGCUCAACAGCAACAGGCUGCCCAACAGCAGCAGCAGCAACAACAACAGCAGCAGCAGACUCAGCACCAGACGGUAACGGAGAAUGCAAAUGCAGCAGCAGCGGCUGCGGCAGCCGCUGCAGUGGCAGCAUCGUCAGCAGCGCCGCUGAUGUGUCCUCCCCAUGCUCAUCCGAUGGGUGUUAUGGGUUUUCUCGAUACGCGGCAUGUGGACUUCACGACGGCUGCGGCUGCCGGUAUACAUCAAAUGUCCCGCCAGAGGUACCCGGAUACUACCACGGUGAACAUGAACACCGGAGCGGUCAAUCUGCAGGGGUUAAAUUUCAAUUCGAUGUAAGCGGGUGGGCAGUCGUAAGUAGGAAAUGGGCGUGCGUACCUGUAGAGGUUCGUUGUUACGGUGAGAGGAGAUGCUCGGGUUAAGAUCGUACCCCGGCCGGUGUGUUUAUUGUGUUGACUUUGAGUCUAUAUUUUGGAAGGUGGUGCUGCUGUGCAGGGAAAAGCGAUUUUCUUUUUCUAGCUAGGUAAAGCUAUUUUUACCUAAGCUUUGUUAGGUUAUUCAUAUUGUUCUAUUUUUCGAAUUUUGAGAUAAUAAUAACGGUGUAUGACAAUCAUACGUAUGUUUUGAGACAAACAUACGUCCGUUCUUUCCGUCCCUGAAGCUUUGGCAAGAUACAUUAGAAAAGUUUUACCAGCAUCAGCACGAUAUUAUGGAAAGUAACCCACAGAGUACAGAUUUCAUGAAUCUGGUGUUAGGGGUGCACCAAUAUCUGUUAGCACCCUUAAUGUUAGUCAUACGUAAGAUGGGAUAUGUUAGUAAUCAGUGCAGUAUCAAAUACUGGAUUUCAAUUCUUGUCUGCAGUUACGGAAUACAUGCCAAAUAUGGUAUUCUUUCGUAAAACGUUUUUUUUUUCAUUCUGCUUCCAUUUCAUAAGUAACCAGAACGAUUUGCAAUGAUUCCAUGCUCGCGAACUAAAAUUCUCGUGAAAAAAUCCGUGCGCCCGCAGAUUUCAGACAGUCACAGGAAAAUAAAAGACAGAGAAUUUCCAAGAAAUUAGAGGAAGCUUUCGCCACUUUGGUUAAUUUUGCAUGAGCUGCAGAGCGUUUGUGCGGCAUGAACCUCAGACAUGUUGUACCAAAUUCAGAGUAGUUUUUUGAACUUCAGGAAUAAUUUCGUACUUCAGAUGACCCUACGAUCUUAAGAAAAAGUUCAGGAGUUUUUAUUCAUGUUUAUUUUUCAACAACGCCGGAGAGGCGAAUUCGUCAUCUGGAUCUAUCGGGCCAUCAUCGCAUGUACUGGAAUACAUAUACCGCUUUGCUUAUCGUUUGAAGAAAGAUGUGCACAGACAUCUUCAGCCCAGAAAAUCCCAUCAACCAGUGACACUUACCAUUCAAGUACCAAGCGCGGUAUUUUUUACGCGGAUUUUGAAAUUUACGCGGUUUUCAUUUACGCGGAUUUUGAAAUUUACGCGGUUUUCAUUUACGCGGAUUUUGAAAUUUACGCGGUUUUCAUUUACGCGGAUUUUGAAAUUUACGAAUUUUCAUUUACGCGGAUUUUUUAAUUUACGCGGUACCCAUUAACGAGGUUCCCAUUAACGCGGAUUCUUAAAUUUGCACGGUCUUCAUUUACGCGGAUUUUGAAAUUUACGCGGUUUUCAUUUACGCGGAUUUUGAAAUUUACGCGGUUUUCAUUUACGCGGAUUUUGAAAUUUACGCGGUUUUCAUUUACGCGGAUUUUGAAAUUUACGAAUUUUCAUUUACGCGGAUUUUUUAAUUUACACGGUACCCAUUAACGAGGUUCCCAUUAACGCGGAUUCUUAAAUUUGCACGGUCUUCAUUUACGCGGAUUUUGAAAUUUACGCGGCUUUCAUUUACGCGGAUUUUGAAAUUUACGCGGUUUUCAUUUACGCGGAUUUUGAAAUUUACGCGGUUUUCAUUUACGCGGAUUUUGAAAUUCACGCGGUUUUCAUUUACGCGGAUUUUGAAAUUUACGAAUUUUCAUUUACGCGGAUUUUUUAAUUUACGCGGUACUCAUUUUUUUUUUUCAAUUUGUUUAUUUGAUAAGGCACGUAUGCGUUAGCUUAAAGGUGCCAUUUUUUCAUUGUUUUACAUUUUGAAUUUCUUAAAACUAGGGGGUUACACAUUUCAAUAUUAUUUUGUUUUAUAUAAUGAAACUAAAAAAAAAACUUUACAGCUAACUUAUACAUAUAAAAGAGGGUAUAAUAUAAUAUUCGUAAGAUUUGGGGGACGGGUCAUUUUGUGUGUUCUUUGUAUAGUAAUUCACUUUAUGAUUUUUAGAAGGGAGAUUGUAGGAGAAAUUAAUUAUUAACUAAGCGGAACAUUUUACAAGCUUAUUAACUAGAAAUAACUAGAAAGAGUGGUUCAAAAUUAAGGGGAAUUAAUUAGGGCUAUUUUAAAGUAGUGGUACUGUUGGGCAUUUCUUAACGAGAUUCGCGGUACUCAUUAACGAGGUUCCCAUUAACGCGGAUUCUUAAAUUUGCACGGUCUUCAUUUACGCGGAUUUUGAAAUUUACGCGGUUUUCAUUUACGCGGAUUUUGAAAUUUACGCGGAUUUUGAAAUUUACGCGGUUUUCAUUUACGCGGAUUUUGAAAUUUACGCGGUUUUCAUUUACGCGGAUUUUGAAAUUUACGAAUUUUCAUUUACGCGGAUUUUUUAAUUUACGCGGUACCCAUUAAUGAGGUUCCCAUUAACGCGGAUUCUUAAAUUUGCAUGGUCUUCAUUUACGCGGAUUUUGAAAUUUACGCGGUUUUCAUUUACGCGGAUUUUGAAAUUUACGCGGUUUUCAUUUACGCGGAUUUUGAAAUUUACGCGGUUUUCAUUUACGCGGAUUUUGAAAUUUACGCGGUUUUCAUUUACGCGGAUUUUGAAAUUUACGAAUUUUCAUUUACGCGGAUUUUUUAAUUUACGCGGUACUCAUUAACGAGGUUCCCAUUAACGCGGAUUCUUAAAUUUGCACGGUCUUCAUUUACGCGGAUUUUGAAAUUUACGCGGUUUUCAUUUACGCGGAUUUUGAAAUUUACGCGGAUUUUGAAAUUUACGCGGUUUUCAUUUACGCGGAUUUUGAAAUUUACGCGGUUUUCAUUUACGCGGCCUGUAUCCUCCGCAUAAAAAAAAAUCUGAGUGUAUUGUUUUUCUGUGGUCCUCUCUUCGGGAAAGAAAGGUUGACAAUAACGGUCUGCAAAUGCAGCCAGUUGUAAACAAACUGAGCCUACCACUGAAAACUGUCGAUUGUUUUCGUGAUGAAAAUAUGAAAUAAUUUUGUGCGGUCCAAAAUGUAUCAACUGCAUCUCACGCGCGCGUUUUUUAUUGUUAUGCUAACUACUAGAAAGAGUAGUAAGCAGAUUUAGCUUUUAGACAGUCUAAGAGAUGCAGGGAAUGGAGAAGAGACUCCUGUUUUCGUCGCUUCAUACGACAUGACGACGGGAGCAAGCACUUUUUGGAUCUACUCCUGGCGUCUGCCGUCGGAUGUCAGCGCUACAGGCUGUAUGUCUGGAGAUAGUAGUGAUAUAAACCUCCUAGUGGACACGUUAUUUAUUAAUGAGAUUUACUGAGAAACUUGAGGAAGAGAAAUGUUACAAGUUCUUGUGAAGCUUCAGGAAUCUCCUACAAAAAUGUUCAAUGUCACAAACUCCAGUGCACGCCGGAAUUUUCGGGAGUCCUUUCAAUCUUCAAGUUUUUUUUUGAAAGUCAGUGUAGUUCUGCGAAUUGCCUGGUAGUUAGAAUUCCAAUAUGGUGCUCUAAGCUUAAUGAAAGCUUUACAAACUUCAGAAAAGUUUAACGAAUUUUAGGAAUGUCUAACAAGCUUUAAUGACGGAAUGUCCUAUAAACUUCAACAGAAAUCUAAAAAUUUCAAAGAAGUUUGCAAAAAACGUUUCGAUCUUCAGAUAAGUUCUACGAAUUUCAUGGUAAUUCAAAGUACUUAUAAGCUUCCGAGACGUUCUACGAAUUUUAGUGAAAUUCUUCACACUUAACUUCUACAAAUUCAGAGAAAUUCCAACAAUUUUAAAGAAAAGUUCGACACCAACUUGCUGCCAGUUAGACGUUAUAUCCGAACUAACACAGUUAGACACUUUAAGACAGAUUAAUCUCAACAGUUCUCACAAAAUUUGUAAACGUCUAAAGCAACUGUCUGGUACCGAGUGAUGUCUCGGUUAGCCAAAUACAAAAGCUCUGGGUCCCUGAUAAGUAUAGGGAAACGAACUCUCUUUUUUGCUGGCAUUAGAGCCAAAUGGCACAAUACCUAGUUUAGAAAAGUUGGAUUUGAUGCUACGUGUUCCAUUCGUCAGUAACUGACACCAACUCUUGCUGACAGUUAGGUGAUACAUCCAAACAGCAAAUUGGCGCCGGUUAGACACUAAAUCCAAACACUUCACAUAAUCUUACCAAACUCAGGAAACUCCUAUAAUAUCCCGGGAAUUGUUUUAAUUUCCUUUGUUUUUAAUGAAUCUAAGGAAAGUUCUACGAACCUAGAGAAAAUUCUAUGAAUUUCAAGUAUUUAUGCUGCCACUAUACGCAUAACUGUCCUAUGUGCUAUGGGAUUCCCUAUUAUCGUUGCAGUUGAAACCUGGAAAAUCCAACCAGCGACAAUCUUUUUGAUGAUGUCGUAUGUAUAGCGCAUCAUUGUACGAAUACAGCGCAAUACUUUCAAUUCCAUUGUUAAGAACCUAAGAAAAUACGAUUGUCGCUGGUUGGAUUUUCCAGUUUUCAACUACAACCAGAAUGUACACAUGGAUCAGUUAUACGUAGAGUGGCAGUAUACGAAAUUGAAGUAAUGCGUUUUUUUUAUUUUAAUCGAUUUAGAUAGGUAAGAGCUAUACUUUGAAGAAUUCAGUGCACAUUUUAGAAAGAUUUAUUAGAAGUUUAGGCCAGAACAGAGCCUUCAGUUUUUUUUGCGUGGAGCUGAGUUAUUUUUGCAUGAUUUAAAAAUACCUGUGGUUAUUGCUUUCUGCAGGAAUGUUGCAUUCGUCCAUGGAAUUCACACUGGUACAUUACUGCAUCUGGUCGGUUGUUCUUUGUUUCCUCGUCUUGUGUUGUACUAACUUUAAAUCAGUUCCCUUUGAUGUAUGCUUUUCCAUCGGGGAUGCUGACUAGUUGUUUAAAAGUACUGUUUUGAGACGUACCUGGGUAAUUUUUCUUUGCUGCUUGAACAGUUGUCGCUAGUCGCAAAUGAUAUUGCAGUGUGGAUGUUGGUUUUGGUUGUAGUAGAUGUUUUUUUUCCUAACAGUUGCCGCAAUGCGAUGUUAGUUUACAGAUGCAUUGUAAUCUGAUUGUCAUAUGUAAACAAGGUAAUCCAGAUAGAUAACAAUAUCCUCAUUACACAAACACUCUUACUAAUUUCCCGAGAAGAGAUCACCCUAGUUCCGUCUGUAUCGGGAAUCAAUGUUCUAAUUAUCGGCACAUAUGUUUAAGGCCAUUUUAGAGGACAGAGUAGUGUAGUCGUACCUCGGUAAAUGAAUAUUGACAUAUUCGCAUCCGUAUGCGUGCUUCAAGUUAUAAAAAAACUUGUGCAACAACUUUAUAAAUGAAAGCAAUUAGUGCCAUAUUUCAUACAUGAUGGAAAUGGAUACUAACAAAUUUCAUAAUAGCGAAACUAUUUUUUUUUAAUUUUAUCGUCCACCUUAUUGAUGUUGGUCCCGUAUUUCAAACAUUUCGAUCCACACUAUUGCCACAACAGGAAUAGAACUAUAACUUGCUUUUAUUUUUUACAGCGCACUUUUUGUGCUAAUAACGAUCAAUCCGCUUAGAGGUUGAUAGCGAACCGAAAAAUAUGCGGUCAUUCUCAACUCAAAAACUCUUCAUCAUAUUCUUAAUUCUUUUUGGAAGAAUUGGAUAUUUCUUGAUCAAUGCUGUAUGCUUCUCGGUAAUUGAACUGCCAUUCGAGCUACCAGUGGAGACAUUUGAAAGUUUGCCCAAUACAGAUAAUUUAGAGUUAAAGAGCCAUUUUUGUCUCUGUUUUAAAGCUAUGUUGUUGAAGCGUACCUUGUUAUUCAACCUGCAUUACAUUUUCCGGUUUCAGACCACGCUACCCUACCAGUAGAAACAAUUCACAGGCAAAAUAGUACAUCCCAAUCUCCUCUAACCGUCGCAACGUACACAAACUGCAUAAUACGCCACCUACAAGAAAAACACACACGCAUACGUCGAGGUCCACUGAAGAACGGAUCUAGUGAUAAUGAGUUAGGUAUAAUGCACUGUUAGCUGAAUCGAAAACAACCCCAAUGCAAAAAGUAAUGGGAAAAUGGGAUAUUUGCAACAGUCACCCGGCACGACACCCCCUCGCCGUAGUUCAUUCGACUCUCAAUAGUUCUGGGAGUUUUGAAAGACAUGAAGUGCGAGAUAAAAGUUUCUCAUUUCUUAUGAACGAAUCAUUGUAGUAUGUAUGCCAUAUCCAUUAUUGUCAUAUGUGUAAUUGGUAAUCGAGAACGAUGGGGAAUGUGUCGCCAUUCCCAGUCCUAACGAACACGUUAUGUUAAGGUGGUAGAUCGUAUCGCCAAUGAGCAAUACUGUAUAGAAAUAAAAAAUAAAAUAUGUAAAGCUCUCACCCUUAUGACAGAUGUAAAAUCAUAAAUACAGCUGUAGUUAUUGUUCUCAUUAAACACAAUAGCUGUGUGAUUAGGCCCAGUGAUAUUAAUGUUGCGUUUGCUUGAUUAAGUUCAGACUUAUUUGUAGAUACUGUGUCCUUAGAAAAAUCUUCAGACUUUAGCUUUUUUCGGCAGCUCUGGACUCUGUUGGAAUAGGUUGAGAAGUGUUGAACAACAAAAAUGACAAUUUUCGCUAAACUGUGCAAUAUUCGAAAUAACCAACUAUUUAUUCUCAUUUUUACAUCUAAUCUUGCCAGCGUUUGAGUGCACGCAACGGAAGCAUUAUUCGCUUAUCUUUGUUUUUCUUUCCUUCCUUCUUCGCUUUCAAUUUGGCUUGCACAUCCAGCUUUGGACUUCAUUCUCAUCCAACAUUGUAUUUUUGCCCAAUAUAAAACGUCACAGUUUGCGAAACUCGCAUAAAAUAUUUUUAUAUAAAAAUAGCUAUCAUGAAGUUCCGUUCAGUGAAACUCAUGAAUGAACUAACAUUUUUUUUAAUUAUUCAAAAUCCUUCGAACAUUAAAAUUUGAAGAUACGAUUAAUUGAAAAAUAAAAACACAGCUAAGCAUAGAUUCGCAUACAUUCGAAAUGUCGGCCGGUAGACCCUCGAGACGAUCGCAUUCCGCGCAAAGCUUAUUUAUUGAGAGAGAAAAGGCACUUGAAAGCGGUGCGUGUCCAAUACGGGUUCAAAUGUGUGAACAGAAGCAGAAACAUAUUAUUUUUCCCUAGUAGGAGCAACCCAUCCAAGUGUUGAAUACAUUUUCAAAGUCAUCACGAUCAUCGGACAGAUUCCUUUUGCGGCGAUAAUCGCUCCAACAUAAACAUACGAAAGAAAAUAAAAAAUAAAAAGUGAAGUGAGGACGGGUUAAACGGAUUCUGAAUACCCUGGAACACUUUCAAAGAAAAAAAAUAACAAUGGUAGUAAAUAGUUCUUUUUGUUAACUCUUUUCUAGCAAUUUAAAUACAUGUGUAUAUUUAAUUAAAUUAAUAGCUAAACAUAAAUCUUUGAUGUCAAUGAGGAGGACCGUGUAUUUAAGAACAUUUAAAUAAUUAAUUAGUACAGAAACCUUGAGAAGACGGAAACAGUUAAACUAUAGUGUGUAAGGUGGAAUAUAUCAAUAGCUGAAAAGUGAAAAUGCUAAUAUAAUGCAGAUAUAAUGGAAAUUAUUAAAAAGGUAAAUUAAGCAUGUAUAGUAAACAAUAUCUUUACAAUAAGAUUAUUAAAUAAAUUAAGCGAAAUGACACUGUGAACUUACUUAAAGAAAAUUUGAGCAAAACUGGAUAAAAGAAGUAAGAAGUAAAAUAAACACACGUACGAGAAAAAAAGCAAGUAUUUACUUAUGUGAAUAAUAAAAUUAAUUAAAAGAAAAUCUAAUAAAAUACAGCAAAAAUCAAUUAUUACG
This is a messenger RNA of Topomyia yanbarensis, 11044 nucleotides long. Its product is annotated as longitudinals lacking protein, isoforms J/P/Q/S/Z. Gene Ontology annotation, biological process: regulation of transcription by RNA polymerase II. Gene Ontology annotation, molecular function: protein binding; DNA binding. The record is from RefSeq and is a predicted model, not a curated record. Gene Ontology annotation, cellular component: nucleus. Bases 1030 to 3381 code for a protein of 783 amino acids. The transcript has 5 exons. NCBI's taxonomy places the organism in Eukaryota, Metazoa, Arthropoda, Insecta, Diptera, Culicidae.